Molecule: messenger RNA, 840 nt
Organism: Aspergillus lentulus
Lineage: Eukaryota; Fungi; Ascomycota; Eurotiomycetes; Eurotiales; Aspergillaceae
Source: RefSeq, a predicted model, not a curated record
AUGCUGUCUCACGCCAGAGUCAUCUUCCGCAAGCUCCGUAGUAGGGGCAGCCGUAGCAUCCGUGGCAGCGAGCCCGCGCCAUCAGCGCCGGCCACGGCUGCAGAGAGCGAAACCGUUGAUCCAUCCCCUCGCGCCAUCCAUAUCAGCGAUGUGAGACAGUCACCCACCAACCUACCCGUGAGGCAGUCAUCCACCAACCUACCCCGCGAGCCUGGUUCCACAUCUAUGUGCAUUAUUGUUGCGAACGCCAAAGGCACCGCCGACUCCAUGGGUCUUUACAGGCUACUCCUGAGAGAGAAGGGUUACGGGGAAUACGACCCUACGGAUGACUACACCACAGAUUACUUUUGCGACGGUUACCUCUACAAUAUCAGCUUCACGUCACCCAGAGACCUGUGGUGGGGUGGCACAGCUUACCUCUGCCUCCUGCAGCAUCUCUGCCUCAUCUUCACGUACGACGCUUCAUCAAGGGAAUCGUGGGACGAAAUGGUCGCCUCCUGCGAGAGGUGGCGCAGCCGCUGCGAGGAAGACGGGGUCCUCCCCUUUUCUGCGACAAUGAUCGCCGCCAUGGGUGAAGGUGAAGGAGAACCCGCCGUGUCGCACGCAGAAGCUGAGGCGUUUGCAACCCAGCGGGACUGUCUCUUUGUCAAGGUCUCGCCCACAACUGGGCGCGGCAUUUGCGAUGCGGUUGGCUCGCUAGUUGAGCUGGCGCACGGCGCUCGUGAUCAAUAUCCUAUAGAUCAGAAGGAUCAUACCAAGAGGCUUAACAGGUUGGAGGCAUUGCUGGUAUUAUUUCCUCUCAAGGGAUUCCCAGCUCACGACUGGCAUCGUCAUGGAUGA